UUCAUCUUUUCUUCUCUGUAUAUAUUUGUGUUUCUACAUUGUAAUUCAAUUGAUAGGACUUUUGCAUUUUGUUAUUCAUCUUCGAUUAGCGUCAGUGGAGCCCCAUUCUUGCUCAGAUUCGACUUGAACUGCCCAUGGGAUCAGUCUUGAGGCCAAAUGGCCCUUUCAACGUCAAGAGAAUCGCUGUUAUAGGGGCCGGGCCAACAGGCCUCGCAGCAGCAAAGUAUCUCGUAGCCGAGAGAGUCUUUGAUACUGUUGAUAUUUACGAGCAACAGGCAGAAGUAGGAGGAGUAUGGAAUUAUACUCCAAGUUUGGCCGAAAGAGUCCCUGUGCCUCAGACGUCUCCACAUGUUUCUCCCGCGAAGCCAGUAUGGCCGAAGGAUGCAGCUGCUCCAAUAUUCUCGAAUCCGAUGUAUGAACGUUUAAACACAAAUAUUCCAAAGAACUUAAUGCAGUUUUCGGACCUGGAUUUUCCUUCAGAAUCUCUGCUUUAUCCAAGCCGGCAAGAUGUGCAGAAAUAUCUGAUCAAGUAUUCUCAAGAUAUACGACAUCUCAUCAAUUUCUCCACACAAGUGGAAGAUAUUAAGCUUACACGGGUGGAUGACCAAGAUCAUUGGACUCUGGUUGCCAAGUCGACGGUGACCGAGGAGGAGUCAUGUAAAGAGUAUGAUGCUAUCGUGGUAUCCAAUGGCCAUUACUCAGUACCAUGGAUUCCUGACGUGCCUGGAGUCAAAGAGUUCGGUACCACUUACCCUUCCGUCAUAUCCCAUUCCAAAAUAUAUCGGUCACCGGCAUCAUAUGCCGGUAAGAAAGUCAUUGUAGUCGGGAAUGCAGCCUCUGGCUUGGACAUUGGGAAUCAAAUCAGCGCUGUGUGUAAGACUCCACUUCUCAACUCGGUUCGAGAGCCGGCGGAGCUUCCAAUCGGCGUAGACACAAAGGAAGAAGUCCCUACUAUUGCAGAAUUCUUGAUUGAUGAUCGAGGAGUGCGAUUCGAAGAUGGCAGAGUCGAGAAGGAUGUCGAUGCGAUCAUAUACUGCACAGGCUAUCUCUAUUCAUAUCCGUUCAUGAAAUCGCUUGAACCUCCCUUGGUUGCAACAGGACGUCGGACCAUUGGACUUUGGCAACAAGUUUUUAAUAUAGCCCAUCCAACACUUGCUUUUACAGCGCUGAGUCAAAAGAUCAUCCCUUUCCCACUGUCAGAAGCGCAAGGAGCGGCAAUAGCGAAAGUAUGGUCGAAUAACAUAUCCCUCCUCACUACCGAGGAGAUGGAAGCAUGGGAGAGAAGUAGAGUCGACGAGCUAGGAGAAGGCACGGCUUUUCAUGUUUACGGAUAUCCGAAAGAUGCUGAAUAUAUUAAUUACCUUCAUGAUUGGGUUAUGACAGCCGAGAACGGUUUCUCGAAAGAGCCUCCUUUCUGGGAUGAGCGAAAGCGAUGGCUUCGCUCUAUCUACAUUGAUGUGAAAAAGAGGUUCAAUGAGACGGGAGGAAAGGCAACGACAUUGGAGGAGCUGGGCUUCCAUUUUGAAGAAUAUUCCUAG
Mollisia scopiformis is the source of this 1538-nucleotide messenger RNA. RefSeq names its product flavin dependent monooxygenase-like protein. The transcript has 3 exons. Gene Ontology annotation, molecular function: flavin adenine dinucleotide binding; N,N-dimethylaniline monooxygenase activity; NADP binding. Bases 135 to 1538 code for a protein of 467 amino acids. The record is from RefSeq and is a predicted model, not a curated record. Lineage: Eukaryota; Fungi; Ascomycota; Leotiomycetes; Helotiales; Mollisiaceae.